AUGUCAGCUUCGGAAUCUUCGGCAACAUCAAGCGUCGCACCUCACGACCACGGGUCUUCGCAGGUUGAAACCUCCAUACCUCAAUUAGAAACCCUCAUUUCUCAUCUGGUCGCGGCCAAGCGAUCAUUGUCUUCCAUCAAUCAUGUGUGGCGAGCGAAUGAAAUCGUGACAUCCGCCCGGUCCGCUUUGGAAGAAAGCGUUGUAGUGUCCGCACGAACGGGCUUUUUGAGGAAGGGGCUAAACAACCAAUUGCGACUCCUUUACAGCGUGCGGGCUGAGGUCGAAGAAGUCUCCGUGCGCGGCCGGUCAGAGUUUGCCGGCGUCUUACGAAGUCUUGAUGCCGCUGACGCCCGUCUGCGGAAGACCUUGAACCUAUUGCGCGAGACCAUCGUUCAUGCAUCAUUUCGCCCGGAAGGAGAAGAGCCUAAGAGUCUGCACGAUUUUGUCGAUGAGCGUGGCGUGGAAGAGCUCAAUUCAGCUCUGAAGAGUGCAAUUGAUCGCACAAAUGCCGCCCAGACAGAGCUUGAGACAUCCAAUUGCGCGUUUGAUGACGAGCUACAAUCUAUUAAGGAGGCGUUGGGCAAUUACCGAGCCGUCACGAAAAUGGCAUCUUCCCGGACAUCCGCAUCGUCAUCUUCGUCAUCCGCAUCCAAUGCGAGCUUACCAUCUAUGUCAGGAGUACCGUCUAUGUUACAUUCUUUGGAAAUGCACGCUCAGGAAAUGGCUAAUCUACUGGAAUCCCUCGUGCGCCACUUCGACCUUUGCGUGACAGCUGUCAAGCAUACGGAGGGCGGAGGUGCGGCAGCAAGAUCCAUCACCGGCGACAUGCCGGCCGGAAUGAACGUCAGUGGCCGGGGCGGUCCAAAUAUCGAGGAAGGCAUCAACGCUAACCUCAAUGCGCCCCUUGACCCUCUCAGCAACUCCGAAUACAGAGAAAUGGUCAAUGUCCUGAUCAAAGACGCAGCAGAGGCAGAGGAUGUGGUGAUGGAGAUCCAAGACCGCAUUGGUGAGAUGGAGUCAAUAUAUGAGAAUAUAUUAGGACAGAGAGACGCAGUUUUGGCUGUGUACAAUGCCACCACCUCUGUUUUCGAGCACAUCUCGUCUCUUGCCUCCGCACGGCUUGCCGGCUAUAUAGCCCAGGCGCACACUUUCACACGAGUCUGGAACGAUGAGCACGAGCAUAUCCAAGGUGGGUUGUCGGACCUGUCCGAUCUGAACACCCUGUAUGAUGGCUUUUUGGAGGCAUAUGAUGGCCUCAUUCUAGAAGUCGCUCGUCGAAGACACGUACGGCAGCGUGUUGAGAAGGUCCUCCGUGAUGCAAAACACAAAUUGGACCAAUUGUAUGAGGAGGACGUCAAUGCACGCGAGACAUUCAGAGUAGAGCAAGGCGAUUACCUCCCGUCCGAUAUAUGGCCCGGGAUUGGACGGGAGCCCAUGCGCAUUGAGUUCCGUCGCAUAUCUGGCGGCACUUUGAAGGGAGUGCAGGAUCAACAUCCGGAUGAAGACACCGCUCCCCCGUCUGACCCCAAGGACGUGGCAAAUCACACAACUGACGAGAAUCGCGACGAGGGCGAAACCAUACCUGCACUGCCGAAGGCCCUGGUUGAGGAAGCGCUCGCCCGCCUUAAAGCUAGAAAUCGACAAGCCACCUAG
Messenger RNA from Aspergillus terreus NIH2624, 1653 nucleotides. Its product is annotated as autophagy-related protein 17. Gene Ontology annotation, biological process: autophagy of mitochondrion; autophagosome assembly; piecemeal microautophagy of the nucleus. The coding region runs from base 1 to 1653 and encodes 550 amino acids. Gene Ontology annotation, cellular component: phagophore assembly site; Atg1/ULK1 kinase complex. Gene Ontology annotation, molecular function: protein kinase activator activity; molecular adaptor activity. The record is from RefSeq and is a predicted model, not a curated record. The transcript has a single exon. NCBI's taxonomy places the organism in Eukaryota, Fungi, Ascomycota, Eurotiomycetes, Eurotiales, Aspergillaceae.